Molecule: messenger RNA, 1884 nt
Organism: Echinostoma caproni
Lineage: Eukaryota; Metazoa; Platyhelminthes; Trematoda; Plagiorchiida; Echinostomatidae
Source: the annotation of a GenBank genome assembly
AUGCUUGAAGCGACAGACGCGGAGAAUCAGCCACCGUACAAGGCGAUCAAUCUUCACAUUGCUUGUAAUGGUGUCAACUCUGGCGGUGAAUGGCGUCAGUUGGUGGGACAUUCGGUGGGAUGUAUCGGUGGACAUAAUGUUCACAUUUCUGUCAAUCGCAACAUUGGCAAACUCGUUGCCAGUGCGCUCGCCGCGGUGCCUCCAAACAUCUAUUCAUCCAUUAACCAACCACUAGUUCCUCGAAACUGGACCGAUCCAACCCUGAAGGUAGCCCGACCAUGUCUCUACGUGUUCCCAGAGGGUUCGGGACAGGCAGCCAUUUUUGCUAUUCCUGGCUACAAUAUGCUGAUCAAUGCGGGUUGUGCUCAACAUCCGGGAUUCUGGCCGGUUGCGAAUCAUUUGGAUCGCUUGGAUGCCGUUUUGCUGACACACUGGGGUGUGGACAAUCUGCUCGGUUUGAGCUCAGUUCUCCCCGUUGCGUUUGCCCGCCCUCCUGAUGCUGUUCCAGACUCCAUACUUUGUCUCCUCACGCCACCACCAAAUAUCAGCGGUUCGUAUAAACUACCGGAUCCUAAUCCCGCUCAGUCACCAUUGGCUUUGAGUAUCCCACGGGAAAUGUCCAAGGUUAUGAGCGGAUUGAAACAACAAGGUACCAACGUGUUUGCCCAAACCCUAACCCGAGGUGCAAAAAUGGUGAAUCCAUCGCAACCGGUUCAACUGUAUCAGAAGGUUGGUCAGGGCUCUCUGGAGCUUUUCCCACUCACUCCGACGGACGAGGACUCAGCAGAACUCCGCAAAGUGACCGAUGACUGGGCUAAGGCGUCCCCGAGUCUAAUUGGUGCAACGGUCCCCUUGGGUCGAUCGCCGCCGGCAAAUAAAUUCACUGUGCCUCUGCUCUCGCAUACAAGUGUGUCCGUUCUUGUUGUUUGGAAACCAUCGAAAGAUACGGACGCGAUUCUACGCAUUCUGUUUGUCGCACCCAAUGCGCAUCAGGCGCGCGUGCUAGUCAGUCUGGAAGCUGUCGUCGCCUCAAACAUCUACCUGCGUCACUCGCGUGCCGUGCCGGGCGAUGCCGAACGGAAACGAUCGACUACAACCGUGCCGGGAUCGGCCCGACGAUCAGUGAUGCCGGGGACCGUUGGCGCUCCUGCAAAACAGUCCUCUGUGAGUAGUGCUGGUGGUGCGCCGGCAAAAUCCGCCCCUGGUCGACCGUCAUCGCUGGCGGAUAAGAAGCCCAUGUCAACUCGACCUGUUGCAACGCAACCACGCCCAACAAGUAAACCUACACCAGCUAAUGCAAAGAAGGAAAGCAAUGCGAGCAAACCAUCUGCGAUCCCUGGGGCCGCUACAAAAAAAGCGCAGAGUAAACCACCCGCAACAACUCAACCCGUGCCUGCCGCUCUAAGCCUUGCUGCCGAGACGGCUGCAGCUAUUGCCGCAGAGAACGAUCAUGAUCACACAUCUAAUCUGUUGGGUGAUGCACCAGAGCCAAAUCCAAGCUUGCCAACUUCACCUAACAACGAACUUGUGAAUAACAACGUAAACGGUUAUCAUUCGGAACAAAAUGGUGCCGGUGCGCUUCCCGGUGAAUAUGACGCUGACGACGGUCAUGGUGGCCUGCUGAUUUCUCCAAAUCACCCAGUUGCCAAGACUCCAUUAUCUGCUACGAGUCCGCUCUCCGAGGAUAUGAUGCAAUUAAACAUGAAUGCAGAACCAUUGUCACCUGCCCGAAAUCCUUUCGAAAUGACUCAUUCCCCGUCAGAACCGGUUGCUACUGCCGAUUUGAUUGACCCGAUGGCAGCCUGGGGUGAACCACAGGGAUUACCAGCCCCACCGCCGCCAGGUAAGUGUUUGACACUGGUUCAAUUGCAAUCAACAUUUUAG